Molecule: messenger RNA, 2007 nt
Organism: Armigeres subalbatus
Lineage: Eukaryota; Metazoa; Arthropoda; Insecta; Diptera; Culicidae
Product: carbonic anhydrase 2-like
Exons: 3
Coding region: 466-1614 (382 amino acids)
Molecular function (GO): zinc ion binding; carbonate dehydratase activity
Source: RefSeq, a predicted model, not a curated record
GUUUACCCGAUGUAAACAGAUCGCGCUCCAAACGGUUUUCCAAAAGCAAUAUCACUACUAACUAUAAAAUAAACCACGCGCGCUUCCCUCGAUCACAAACGUUUCUCAGCCGGCAUUCGCCACAGUCUGGGCAUUGGCACAGCAAGUUCAAGUUUGCCUUCAAGAGAGUGAGAGUCGAAGGGUGUCUUCCAGUCCCGUCAGUCUGUUAGUGCAGUGGAGUGGCGCGAAAACGUGUUGUUGAUUGACCAAUUCUAGUCAUUACACUUUUCGGGCUAUUGGUACUUCGUGAAAAAUUAACGAAGAUCUUGACCACGAAGUGUUACCAGUUGUUGCGUGAAACCCAAAGGAAACCUAUUUGAAGAAGGUUGUUGAGGCUAGCUGGUAAUAACUUACCAAGUGGGUAACGAAGUUGGCUGCAAGCAUUGCGUACGGAGCACCUGUUGAAUCCAGAUCAAGGAAAGAGAAAUGAAGAUUGCCAAACUGCAACAACAAUUGCUUCUGCUGAAUACGCUGGUGUUCCUGCCAUGGAUGUCCUGUCAAAGACUUGACACGCACCAGCGCCCCAGCCGGAGCAAUGAAUUUACGACGACUCGGCCAAGACGGGCCAUAUCCUACCGCAAUGACAAUGACCGACGGCUCGGUCUCUUCGGAGACUAUGACAGCGAAGAGGUCAACUACAAUCCAUCGCCCAGCCGUGCGCGGUUUGGCCUUAACGCGAACCCGGACUUUUAUUUCGACUAUGCGCGGGACUUGCCGACUACCACACGACGCAGCCAAAGUCUCUCGCUGGUACGGGAAAGGCCCCGAAAUAAUGAAGCCGCUGGAGGAGCAGAAUUUUCCUAUCGGGAAAAGGACAAGUAUGGGCCUGCCAAUUGGGAUCAGAUUGCACCACAGUGCGGUGGGAAGUACCAGAGUCCAAUUCUGUUGAACACGAGUAGCGCGCUUUAUGUCAGAAAUAAAAGACCGUUACAGCUGGUUGGGCAGACCAAUCUUCCACAAUCGAUCAGACUGCAGAAUGAUGGUCAUUCUGCCAAAUUCACUUAUGUGUGGCGAAACGGGGAAAGGCCGUACCUCCGGGGAGGUCCCCUGAAGACUAAAUACUAUUUCGAACAGUUCCACUUCCAUUGGGGAUCAGACAGUUCAUCCGGUUCGGAACAUGUUUUAGAUUUCCAGCGAUACCCGAUGGAGCUGCAUUUAGUCUUCUAUAAUUCUCUGUACUCCUCCUUUGACGACGCUCGCUCCGAGGUGGACGGUUUAGUGGUGAUGGGUCUUUUCUACGAAUUGUACGAAAUCAACGAUGAACCUCUCAAUACUUGGACACGUUUCCUGCAGGAAAUUGUAGUACCAGACUCGGAAUACCCCAUCCAAUUCAUCGACACUUUCCCGCUGUACGACCUGAUUGGAGAUGUGGAGUGGCCAUACUUCUCGUACGAGGGAAGCCUGACGACGCCACCCUGCCUCGAGACGGUAACCUGGAUAGUGUCGACCAAACCGCUACUGAUUACGCCGAGGGAAAUUCAAGAGUUCCGCAAGAUCAGAUCCAAGAGCGGCCCAAUGGUGAACAAUUUUCGCCCGGUGCAGAAGCUCUACAAUCGACGAGUUUACCGGUACUGAGCGACGGCAAGGAGUGGUUAGGAUUCCUACGACGCGUGAUAAUCAAAUGCAUUUCAAAGACAGAAUGAUUUCAGCUGAUUUAGUUUAACUUAGCUCAAAGUAUCAACCAAAGUAUUCGCUUUCGAGCGGGCAUUAAUAUUAAGCUUAUUAUUAAGUAAUUCUUUUACAAGGGCACUGAUUGAAGAAUGUUUGAAAAGUUACCCAGAAGGUGUUAGCAGAUGAUUGAAAAUGUGUUCCACUGAAUGACAUAAACCAAAGCUGUUUAUUCAAGCUUAAAAUAAUAUUCAUCCUAAUAUUUUUUUUUCUUUCUAUUUUACACACCUAUUUCAAUUGUUACAUACAUUAUACAUCAAGAUAUUUUAUUGAAUAAAUUAUUAUUAAACGUAUGCAAAA